Messenger RNA from Musa acuminata AAA Group (dessert banana), 2116 nucleotides. RefSeq lists its product as uncharacterized. Gene Ontology annotation, biological process: regulation of DNA-templated transcription. Gene Ontology annotation, molecular function: double-stranded DNA binding. The transcript is spliced from 4 exons. Bases 829 to 1980 code for a protein of 383 amino acids. Lineage: Eukaryota; Viridiplantae; Streptophyta; Magnoliopsida; Zingiberales; Musaceae. The record is from RefSeq and is a predicted model, not a curated record.
GAACCAGAUGAGAACGGCAUCCUCAAAUUCGCACCCGUGCCCUAAAUGCAGUGGUGAAGCUGUCUCCCUCUCCACAGCGACCGCGACUGCGGCGUGUACCUUGGCGAGAGCCGGCAGCGGCGGCGGCAUUUUCCUCCGUCGACCUCUUAUCGCUGCGGCGUUUUCCUCGGCGAACGGUGGAUGCUGCGGCUUCCUCUCCGUCGGCGAACAGUGACAGCACCCGGUCCUAAGGGACCAUGGGAGGCUUCGGGGAGGCUGACCUUUGUGGACGGACACGCAAGGGUACCGCACGCGGGCUGACAUAGCGGCGUUGUCGUCUGGCACCACCACUGCUGUUCGUCACCACAGAUUAGAACAUUGCCACACCAGAAAAUUUCAACAGAAAACCCCAAAUGAUCCAAAGGACCUGACUCACACUAAGGGAUAUAGGACGCUUGGUAGUGUCUAAAGUUUAGACACUAAACCCACCAACUACAAUAGAAAAAUAAGUGGAAUUUAGUGUCAGUGCGCAGGUGUUAUUUGAAGCCAUUAUUUCAGUGUGGAGAAUUGCUUGGAUGUGAGCAUGAGAAUGAGUAACUAAUCAUAGGUACACUUUAUCAAGUCACAAACACCUUUUAGAGACUUAUCUCUGAAAGAAAUGGCUGAUUGGAACUGAUUGCAUGUGGAUUAACAUGAUUGGUAGAGGAAUGUUGUCUGAGACAGAUGAUUAGUUGAAAGUUUUCAACUUCCUUGAUUUGAGGCAGAGGAAUUUGGAUUGGAGAGGGCAGAUAUAAGACUACUUUUCUUGUAUUUUUCUGCAAACAGUACGUGAUACUGCCUCAAAAGACAAUGUUUUUGGUGCAGAAGAGGCUCUCUUGCCUUCUCUCAUGUAACAAGUCCACGAUCCAUCUUUCCUCCUAUCAACACUGCAGUCUGUUUAGCUUUUCCACUGCCGAAGAUCACAGUUCAAAUCAUAGAACCAAAUUUAUGUUGGUCGACCCCCUUCAGUCAUGUGAACUUUCCUCAAAAGAGGCUGCAAAAAUGGCCAAGGAUCGCAUCUGUGAAAAAAAACUUCCAAGUUCAAGUCCUUCCAUUGAGUUCUUUAAGCAGAGCGGUUGGAGUGAUGCACAAGUCACGAAGCUUAUCAAGUGGGCACCCAAUUUGCUACAUGCUAAUGUAGAGACUGCCCUGAAGCCCAGGAUGAGAUCUUUCAAGGACAUGGGAUUUUCUGACACUGAAAUAGUUCAGCUGGUUUCAUUAUGUCCGAAAGCGCUCGUUUUACGUGACAUCAAACCGAGGAUCAACUUCUGGAGGUCACUAUUAGGUUCGAAUGAGAGGCUUCUGAAAGCCUGCAAGAGGAACAAGUUUAUUCUUAGUUAUAGCUUGGCUCGGACGAUAGAACCUAAUAUAUCUCUCUUGAGGGAACAUGGCAUCAGUGACGAGCGUAUCAUGCAUAUGGUGGUGACAAUGCCAGGCUGUUUUGGUCGAAUAGACAAAUUAAAGGAGGUUAUCAAAUAUAUUGAGGAAUUGGGUGUCCCACGUGACUCUGGAGUAUAUAUGUGUGCACUUCAUGUAGUCAUGCGCAUGAACAAAUCUAGUUUUGAUUCUACCAGUGCAACUCUGAUGAGCUUUGGUUGUUCCCAGCCUGACAUCGUUGCUGCAUUCAGGAAGUGCCCAAACGUUUGGGCACUCUCAAACAAGACCAUAUGUGACAAGAUGACAUUCCUGAUGAAGGAAGCUGGUUUUGAGCUGACAUCUGUCAUUUGCCGUCCCGUGAUUCUUACACUCAGUUUGGAGAAGAGGCUGAGACCUCGAUAUGAGGUUAUGAAUUUUCUUAAGCAGAAUAAAUUGUUGGAUGAAGGACAUAGUCUACUAUCCGUCAUACCACUAUCUGAGGAGAAGUUCAUAAAGAAAUAUCUUUUCCGGCACAAGGAGAAAUUUACUUCUCUCUAUGAUUCCUAUCUUGCUGCUGUGCAGGGAAAGCCACACGUUGUUCCUUGAAACUGAAACUUUAAAUUAAAACGAUCAACUUCAUACUGAUGGCACUAUUUAAUUAUCUCAAAUUUUGUGACAUUAUAAAUUCUCCAGGAGUUUCUUGUUGUAUAACAUCCGUGCUGAUUUUGAGAUUCUUUUUUUA